GCGGCCGUGCGGCGCCCCGGCCGGGCUGCAGCGGCGGAGCUGCGGUCAUGGAAGUGGUGGACGAGACCGAGGCGCUGCAGCGCUUCUUCGAAGGCCACGAUAUCAACGGUGCCCUAGAGCCGUCUAACAUCGACACCAGCAUCCUGGAGGAGUACAUCGGCAAGGAGGACGCGUCUGACCUCUGCUUCCCUGACAUCUCUGCUCCUGCCAGCUCGACCUCCUUCCCACACUCGCAGCCUGCGGUCCCCGGCUCCAGUGGGGGCCACCACCUGAGCCCCGCAGCUGGAGGACCCUCCCUGGGGCGCCAUGGCCCCCUCCCGCCCCAGAGCCACAGCGCCCCGCUCAACUGUAACAACAACAAUGGCCUGGGCGCUGCACCCAAGCCCUUCCCAGGGGGCUCUGUGCCGCCCAUCAAGGCCGAGCCCAAGGCGCCCUAUGCCCCAGGCAUGCUGCCCGACUCGCCCCCUGAUUCAGGCUCUGAGGCCUACUCCCCCCAGCAGGUGAACGACCCCCGGCUCCUACGCACCAUCACCCCGGAAAGCCUGUGCCAUGUGGGGUUGCCCCCCCGCCUGGAGCACCCACUACCACCCCACUACCCCGUCCUGCAGCGGGACCUGUACCUGAAGCCCGAGCCGCCUCUCCCACCCUACGCCGCCAUGGGCCAGGGGCUGAUGCCCAGCGAGCUGCACCACUCCCAGCAGCCACAGAUGCUGCACCAGCUGCUGCAGCAUGGAGCCGAACUCCCCACACAUCCCUCCAAGAAGAGAAAGCACUCUGAGUCGCCUCCUGACACCCUCAACGCCCAGAUGCUGAACGGCAUGAUCAAGCAGGAACCUGGAACUGUGUCGGCUCUGCCCCCACACCCCGCCCGAGCCCCGUCCCCACCCUGGCCCCCACAGGGCCCUCUGUCCCCAGGCCCCAGCUCCCUGCCCCUCAGCAUUGCCCGGGCGCAGACCCCACCUUGGCACCCACCCGGGGCGCCUUCCCCAGGUCUCCUGCAGGACAGUGACAGCCUCAGUGGCUCCUACCUGGACCCCAACUACCAGUCCAUCAAGUGGCAGCCCCACCAGCAGAACAAGUGGGCCACUCUGUAUGACGCCAACUACAAGGAGCUGCCUAUGCUCACAUACCGCGUGGAUGCUGACAAGGGCUUCAACUUCUCCGUGGGGGACGAUGCCUUUGUAUGCCAGAAGAAGAACCACUUCCAGGUUACCGUGUACAUCGGAGUGCUGGGGGAGCCCAAGUUCGUGAAGACGCCUGAGGGCCUCAAGCCGCUCGACUGCUUCUACCUGAAGCUGCAUGGAGUGAAGCUGGAGGCCCUGAACCAGUCCAUCAACAUCGAGCAGUCGCAGUCUGACCGGAGCAAGCGGCCCUUCAACCCCGUCACGGUCAAUCUGCCCCCAGAGCAGGUCACGAAGGUGACCGUGGGGCGCCUGCACUUCAGCGAGACCACUGCCAACAACAUGCGCAAGAAGGGCAAGCCCAACCCUGAUCAGAGGUACUUCAUGCUGGUGGUGGCGCUCCAGGCCCACGCCCAGAACCAGAACUACACGCUGGCCGCACAGAUCUCAGAGCGCAUCAUUGUGCGGGCUUCCAACCCAGGCCAGUUUGAGAGCGACAGUGAUGUGCUGUGGCAGAGGGCGCAGCUGCCCGACACAGUCUUCCACCACGGACGCGUGGGCAUCAACACCGACCGGCCAGACGAGGCACUGGUGGUGCACGGCAACGUCAAAGUCAUGGGCUCGCUGCUGCAGCCCUCGGACCUGCGUGCCAAGGAGCUGGUGCAGGAGGUGGACACCACGGAGCAGCUAAAGCGGAUCUCACGCAUGCGGCUGGUGCACUACCGCUACAAGCCCGAGUUCGCCGCCAGUGCGGGCAUCGAGGCCACAGCACCUGAGACUGGUGUCAUUGCCCAGGAGGUGAAGGAGAUCCUGCCUGAGGCUGUGAGGGACACCGGGGACGUGGUCUUUGCCAAUGGGAAGACUGUGGAGAACUUCCUGGUGGUGAACAAGGAGCGCAUCUUCAUGGAGAAUGUGGGUGCCGUGAAAGAGCUCUGCAAGCUCACGGACAACCUGGAGACGCGCAUCGAUGAGCUGGAGCGCUGGAGCCACAGGCUGGCCAAGCUGCGGCGCCUCGACAGCCUCAAGUCCACCGGCAGCUCAGGCGCCCUCAGCCACAGCGGCAGCCAAUUCAGCCGGGCAGGCAGUGUCCCCCACAGAAAGAGGCCCCCGAAGGUGCCCAGCAAGACAUCCUCCGUGAUCCCUGACCAAGCCUGUGUCAGCCAGCGCUUCCUGCAGGGAACCAUCAUUGCCCUGGUGGUAGUCAUGGCCUUCAGCGUGGUGUCCAUGUCAACGCUGUACGUGCUGAGCCUGCGUGCCGAGGAGGACCUGGUGGGCACUGAUGGCUCUCUUGCCACGUCCUCAUCAUGUCUGCUGGCCCUGCUCCGGCCCCAGUACACUGGGGGGAGUGCGGCCCUGUGCGCAUGCAGGUCCAGCCAGAGCUCUGGGACCACACAGCUCCGCCAGGCUCCCAUGACCACUGGGCUGCCAGGCAUGCGGCCCUCUCUGCUGUCAGAGACCCCCAGCCCCACGACCCAGGGGCCAGCCAUCCGUGCCCUGGACCUGUGUCCCAGCCAGCCCUGCCCUGUUGUCUGCUGUGCUACCACCUCCAGCCCUGCCCCAGCCUCUCGUCCCAGCCCCAGCUUGGCCGCCAACCACUCAGGUGCAGCCUCUCAGGCAGGCCCUGGCCAGGUGGCCCCGCUACCCGUCACCAACAUCAGGGCCAAGUCCUGGGGUAUCUCCGCCAACGGCAUCGGCCAUGUCAAGCACCCCAAGGCCGUGGAGCCUGCAGCCAGCCCUGCAGUUCCCUUCCCCGGGGGACUGAGCAAGGCAAAGAACAGCCCCAGUCUCAGGCUCCACGGCCGGGCCCGCCGAGCACUCCCCCCACCUGGCCCCUCUGCGACUCAAGGCCAGCCAGGGCCCUCCCUGACCUCCAUCCAGGUGCUGGAGAGCGCAACGCCCAUCACGGCCCGGCACUGUGCCACGGAGGCGGCCUGCAGGCCUGGGAACUUCACCUACCACAUCCCAGUGAGCAGCCGCACGCCAGUGCACCUCAGCCUGACCCUGGAGAUGAACUCUUCCGUGCCUGCGUCCGUGGUGCUGUGCAGCCUGACGUCAGCAGCGGAGCCGUGUGAGGAGGGGGGCGUCCCACAACUCCCCCAUCCCCCCAGAGAGACUCAGGGCACCGCCCAUGAGUGGCCAGUCACCAUCCUGCCUGCCCGUGAAUUCACCUACCACUUCCGCGUGGCACUGCUGGGUCAGGCCAACUGCAGCUCGGAGGCCAUGCGGGCCACAGACUACUACUUCCACUUCUACCGCCUGUGUCCCUGAGCGGCCGAGGUGGCCAUACUGGGCCUGGGCCUUGGCCCUCCUCACUGGACACAGUAUUACACUGGAGCUGGUGUCACCACUUGGUGGCUGUCACACGCUGCAGGGAUAGGACUGGGAGACUGAAGUCUUUACACUGGAGCUGCCUCCCUACCUGCCAGCUCCCAGGGCAGGGCAGGGCCAACUCAACCACAGUGGCCUCUAAGCCAGAGACCUGCUGGGGCCCCACGGUACUGACCCCCAGGAAUCCACGGGGACAGCUUGGAGGGGUGACCAUUAUGGUGGACCUUGCCCCAAGCCUGAAGUGUGGCCUGAGGCUGCCCAAGCCAGCCCUGGAUGGCUGGUGCCUGUGCCUUACAUCUACCUGGCGCCUGAUGAAACCACCCCAACCCUACAGCCUGAGCCAGGCCCAGGAAGCCUGGGGCAUCCCAGAAAGGGCUCCGUGGGGCUGCUGGCCUCAGCCUUCGGAGCAGG
Octodon degus (degu) is the source of this 3860-nucleotide messenger RNA. It is a transcript of the gene Myrf, whose product is annotated as myelin regulatory factor. Gene Ontology annotation, molecular function: sequence-specific DNA binding; DNA-binding transcription factor activity. The transcript is spliced from 27 exons. Gene Ontology annotation, cellular component: endoplasmic reticulum membrane; nucleus. Gene Ontology annotation, biological process: positive regulation of DNA-templated transcription; protein autoprocessing; central nervous system myelin maintenance. Bases 48 to 3389 code for a protein of 1113 amino acids. The record is from RefSeq and is a predicted model, not a curated record. NCBI's taxonomy places the organism in Eukaryota, Metazoa, Chordata, Mammalia, Rodentia, Octodontidae.